Molecule: messenger RNA, 1878 nt
Organism: Anthonomus grandis grandis
Lineage: Eukaryota; Metazoa; Arthropoda; Insecta; Coleoptera; Curculionidae
Gene: Nprl3
Product: GATOR complex protein NPRL3
Exons: 2
Coding region: 125-1846 (573 amino acids)
Biological process (GO): negative regulation of TORC1 signaling; positive regulation of autophagy; cellular response to amino acid starvation
Cellular component (GO): GATOR1 complex
Source: RefSeq, a predicted model, not a curated record
CAUCCAUUUGACAACCAAAAUAUUCGAAAAUGUAAACAAGAAAAUAAGCAAUUUAACAAUUAAAACAAAAAUAUAAGGGAUGUUCUGACAAAUCCCCCUAAAAUAGGAACAAACUGACUAAAACAUGGAAGUGAGUCCACUGAGCAUCAUCCUGGUAAAAUCAGACAGCAAAGGGGAUCGUUUACUGUUUCGUUACCCAUUCGAUACCAACGAAAACCAGGAAACUGAUGAUAAAGCCAGAAAGAAUCCUUACACCCUUCCUAUAGCUGAGGAGACUCUGCAGAGCCCGAUAAUCGCCGCCUCCUCCAAUAUAACCAAUGGGGUUCUAACCGGGUUCAGCGACGAAGUGCUCUCCUCCCUAUUCGCAGUAAAAACUGAUUUAUGCAACAAAAAAUUCGAACUGAAAGUGAACGACGUGCGAUUCGUCAGCCAUCCCACUCUACUACAACUAAAAACGCGACAAACUGAAAAGGAUGAUUCCGGUAUAAUGCUUAUUAACAUAGUGUUCACCUUGUCGGCUCUGGCAAGCCACUCGGUAGUAAGGUGCUAUCAUGACUUAAGUCAACGCUUAGGGCUCAUCUUGAGACACGAAGAAAAACGCUGUGGCUACGUUUCUGAGCAGAUUCAAAUAAUGAUGUCCACGCAUGACGAUUGCACUACUAGCAGUACUAGCAGUGCUGCCUUCCAAGUGAUACUGGAAAAGUGCACUUUGGCCCAAAAUAUUAAAAAAUUAUACAGUGAUUUAUGUGGUAGCGGUUUAGUGAAUGUGCGACUCAACAGAUGGAUCACUUUAAGCUUCUGUUUGCCCCAAAAGGCACAUCAGUGGCACCUGGGUGGUCAAAUUGUCGAGCCAGAGGAUAUCGACCGGUGUUUACAAGCAUUAAGGCCCUAUCACAGUCUGUUAUUGCUCCAUCCCGUGGAGCAUUUAAUCGAUUUUACUUGUUUGGACAGUUCUCCUUCAUUGGCGAAAAUGCUCAGGGAAUACUCGCCGAUGAAGAAUUUACAAACUUUAUCGGCUGAUUCAGAUUUAACUUUGAAUCAUGUGUUUGAACUGGCCGCUCAUUUGGUUUAUUGGGCCAAAGCAACCAUUAUAUUUCCAGUUUGUGGCACCAAUCGGUAUGUAAUAUCUCCUACUGCUUCUCUACACCACAAUUCCCCCCUUUUAAACAAAUUCUCCAAAGUGUUCCCCGACUUAAGUCUAAUCAAGGUAAUUCAAGAAUUCUCGGUGCCUACGUCCCUAAGCUCCAAACUGAACCCAAUCAGUAAAAAUAACAUGGAAUCACUACUGGUACGAAACAUCAUAUGGAUGUUACAGCACCAUCUGUUGCUCCAGUUACACACUUAUAUCGAGUACAUGCCGACGGACAGUGGCGCCACCGCCUCAAAAACGUUAAAGAAGUUCGGUAAAACCCCGUCGCCCAGGACGAGUUCUGUUUUAUCGGCGUCUUAUCCAGAACCGUCUAUACGGACCGAGUCCGAAUCCGGUGCGUCGACCUUGUCGGAAGCCACCGAAAUAUUCCGAAAUUUAAAUAUGGAAAAUGCCAGUUUUGCCUCGACCGACGACGAUAAACACGAUUAUCAGGAGGAGCUGUUGCUGGACUUUCCAGACGAGGAGCGCAGUCAGAUUUUUAAAAUUCCCGCCACGAAUAUGCCCGAGGACCUACAACUCUUUGCCAGAUUGUGCAGGAAGGGUUACUUCGAGGGAAACCAUCAUAUCGAGGAGAUUAUGUAUUUGGAGAAUUUGAGGAGGAGCCAGAUUACGCAGCUCCUCGACAAGUUUAGGGACGUGCUGAUUACUUACGAUACCGAAGAUCCGGCUAUCGCCAUGUUUUCUUGCACUAAUUGAAUUUUUAUUAAAUAUUGUUUUGUUAUUGAAAA